Messenger RNA from Eimeria necatrix, 591 nucleotides. RefSeq names its product chloride channel, nucleotide-sensitive, 1A, putative. Gene Ontology annotation, cellular component: plasma membrane; cytosol; methylosome. The transcript has 5 exons. Gene Ontology annotation, biological process: chloride transport; cell volume homeostasis; spliceosomal snRNP assembly. The record is from RefSeq and is a predicted model, not a curated record. The coding region runs from base 1 to 591 and encodes 196 amino acids. Lineage: Eukaryota; Apicomplexa; Conoidasida; Eucoccidiorida; Eimeriidae.
AUGUUUGCACAUACUCCCCACCGGACCCCGUCUGGGGAUUUAGAAUUGCUACAUAACGAAACGAUCGGCAUAAAAGUUCCAAAUACAUCUGUUGUAAUACGGGGCAAACUUGCAGGUUGUGGCGAACUGUUCGUUACGUCGCAACGAGUGGCUUGGCUUGGCGAUACUGCCACGAGCUUCGCUCUGAAUUACAUUAGUAUAGUGCUGCAUGCACUUUCAACUGAUCCCCAGGCCUGCGAUAGGCCAUGCCUGUAUUGUCAAAUUAAGGGAGACGCCUUACCAACACUGGCUAAUGGACAUCCCAGUGGCGUCGCCACCUCAGAAUCAGUGGAGGCACCUGAGGAAGAUGAAGGAUUAGCGGAUGAUGACGCAAUGAUUGAGUUGAAAUUCAUCCCGGAUGACUCGAGUUGUUUACAACGACUGUUCGCGGUCAUGAGCGAAAUGGCAGCUUUGCACCCGGAACCUGAUUCGGGAGCGCUUGAUGGUGACGAAGAGGAGCUUUUCGAUGAAGCAGCAUUACGUCGACAGGGCUGGGAGUUCGUUGAAAAUGAAGGAGAUGACGCGGCGGAAAGUGACACCGUCGACGCCUGA